UUAGGGUCGUGCUGUUGUUUUUGUAUAGAUUUGUUACUUAAUGCUUUAAAUAUAUGUGCAGUGAAAAUAUACUUUUUCUUUUUGAUUUUGAUAACUAUUAGCCACCUUUAAUCUUUGUGGAAGGAAUCGACCGCAUUCGACGCGAUACGAGAGACGGUUUGAAAGAGGGCGAAGGUUCUGAACGAAAAAUAAAAAAAUAAGAAAAAAAAAACAAAUGUGCGGGGUGGACAGGAGACACCAACGGGCCAAACGAUGAUUGGUGUGGAAUGGCACAGUGAAAGAUAGCAACCAGGAAUGCUCAGAUCAAGAUGAUCUGACGUACGGCUUUCGGUGGUGCUUUGUUAGAGUGAUAUGAAGGCAAAUUCCAAAAUGCAGAAGUAUUGGAGGAUGUUGCACCGCUGUAGCUAGUGGAAAUGAGUUUUUCGAGCUCGAGCAGGACCAAUGUGCAGGAGGCAGAAAAUGAAAUCGCUAAAUUGACCAGUUGCCCUCGGAGGGAUCGAAACCAGGCAUCCUCCAGCCAAAAGCAUAGAGUUUCUGAAAGUGUGUUUCGGAUCGUGUUCACCCCGCGGAAAACCAUUGGCGGAAAGUGUGCACUAGUGGUGUGGAUAUAUUAACAAAAUAAUAUAAAAUAAAAAAAAAACGGAACACUAACCAAGCAGAAAUGGAAAAGUUUUUUUUAGCUAGAUGAAAAAUCUGUAGGAGUGAAAAACGAGCCAUGUGAAAAGUGUCCAAGGCAAAAAGCGUGAGCGUGAAAGCCCCGAGUAGUGAGCAGGAGAGUCUGGUGGCACUCUGCAAUAUCGGAUUCGAGUGCGGACGUCGUCGUCGUCGUCGUCGUCAGUUGAGAGGCAGUGUGAAAGCCCAGGAGUUUGAAGAAACAAGUGAGCCUUCGAAGGCCUGUGCUGUGAGUGCUGUGUUUCGCGCUGAACGGUUCCGAAUUUCCCGAAAAAAAAGUAGCUCUCUCUCGUUCUGCAGGUGCUGUGUGUGUGCGCUUCAUGCUGGAUGUAAAGUGAUGCUGCCAGGAUUCCAAAAUGUGACCAGACGCAAAACCAAUAAAAAAACGGGAACAGUAAAUUGAACAGGAUACGGUCAUCGGAGUGUAACUUGCUUCCAGUGUUAGCACCAGCAGCAGCAGCAGCAACAGCAACAACAAUAGCAAAUUGAAGGCGUAAAUUGAAAUUAACCGUUUCAACCGGGAAAAACGUACGUGCGUAAAAAAUCCCAAUUAAAACGAACCGCGAAACGCCAGCGGUAAAACGAGAGCCCGGUUAGCUGCGUUCGCCAAUGUGCCCCAUAGACAUCCAUCGCGGCACACCGGCUGACAGCAGCGGCACAAAUUCGGUCCUGCACUGCACUGCCAUCCUUUCUUCCUGUCAAAGCAGUAGAAACCAGCAGCACCGGUACGGUGGCACUGAAGGCUCGAGGCUGAUAAUUAGCCGUGGUGAGACCAGCAGCAGCAGACCGAGCGGAGGUCGCCAAAGUCGAAUCAACGUUUCGAAUUCACCUUUUUGUCUGUCAUCGUCAUCAUUGCCGGGUGGAUUACUGGAAAGGUGCCGCUUGGAAUCAUGAGAACUUCAUCACACAGCAGCGAUAAUUACGGAAACAACAGCAACUGCGACGGUUUCGACAGUUACCAAAACAGCGGAAUCGGCGGUGGUCGACAGCAGUUCUGUCUGGAGCGAUCAAUCGCCGUUCUGAUUUAUCGGGUCAAAUUGAAAACGGGGCAAAAAUAGGUGGCAAGGUGGAAGCACACCCACACAUACGCGCAGUUUUGUGACAACUACAAAAACAAAGCACUGACUUACUGCCCCACUACCGUAACGCCACUCUCUUCGAGGUCCAACUAGUAGGCAAACUUGGAAUUGGUGCCUGGUUCUAUCGUACGCCGUAAUCUACGAGGAGAAGGAAAACCGGUUUCCUUCACGCGCAUGUACACCAAGUAGCUUCUUUCUGACAGUAGGUGGGAACCUUCCAGGAUUACAACACCAGACUUGGCCCCUCGGUGGAAGAAAUACGGUCUCAACACUUCGCUAGAUUUAAAAUACCUUCUACGAAUCACACCGACCGAUUAGGAUACCAAACGGAAAUGCGGAAAUAGCAUCGAUCAAUCGAUUAACUGACAUAAGUAGUCACUACGGAGUUGUAUAGUAAACUUAAAUUGAUCUUAAAAGUAAUUGAUAUUGAUCAUUAAUGAACAAGUAAUAGUAUAUUAUUCGUAAAAGCUACAGUAUAAAGUUUCAUAAAAAAAGACAAAGUUUGCUGCAAUUCAAUAAUAAUAAUAUCAAUAGUACUUUAACAAAUUUUCAACAAAUUGAAUUCAUAAUAGCUAAGUAUAAAGGGACAGGAAGUUUAAUCCAUCUUAAUAUUAAACAUAAAAAAAAACAUUGGAGUAAUAUGUUUGGAACACUCAAUAAUAAACAGAGAAACUUAUCAAUCAAGAUAAAACAUCAACUAAUAGCAUAUUGUUAUUAAAAGUAUUAAAAAACAAAACGAGUCAUCUCCUAACUAAAGGCAAAAGUAGCUCAAACUAAACAAAUUUGAUAAACCGAUCGAGUCCUGGUGUUGAUAAACGAAAACAGCACCCCAAAAACAAGAGGAAAAAAAACGAAGGAUAAAACGGCACAAAGGAUUUAAAAAAGGAACAAUCAUCAACUGUCAUUAAUUCUACUACUAAAACUACUACCACAACCAUCAGUAUCAACACUACUGCUACUACUACUACUACUACUACUACUACAACUACUACUAUUACCAUCACUGGCACUGCGGGGGAAAAAAUCAACAACAGCAAUAGUAAUACAUAAAACUCCCAUUGAAAGCAACACUGACUGGAACGUACCGAGUAGUAGUACUUCAGGCGUAGUCAUCGUGAUCUCGUCAUCGUCAUCCAUUGUGUCAUUGUCAUUGUCAUCUUUGUCGUCGUCGUCGUCGUCAUCACCAUCAGCAACGUGGCACCGUCAGAAUGAGCCAGAAGAUCCUGGUGAUCGUGAUCAAAAUGAUCAAAAUGAUCUCCAAGAUCAUCAUGCUGAGCCGGUACCACAACUUUCGGUGCUACAAGCAGCUACGGUUGUACAAAUGGAUCAUCGUGUUAAUGCUGUUCGCCAAUUCGGCGAUAGUGUGCCUGGCUGGAAUCCACGAGAAGCGAUUGCUGCACGAUCUUCUGGAUUCGUACAACACCCUGGAGCGACCGGUGGUCAACGAAUCCGACCCUCUGCAGCUGAGUUUUGGCCUAACGUUAAUGCAAAUUAUAGACGUGGACGAAAAAAAUCAACUGCUUGUCACAAACAUAUGGCUGAAGCUAGAAUGGAAUGAUAUGAAUUUAAGGUGGAACACAUCGGAAUAUGGUGGUGUGCGAGAUCUACGGAUACCACCGCAUCGAAUUUGGAAACCAGAUGUUUUGAUGUACAACAGUGCUGAUGAAGGCUUUGAUGGCACAUAUCCAACAAAUGUAGUCGUACGUAGUAAUGGUUCUUGUUUGUAUGUGCCACCAGGAAUCUUCAAAUCAACAUGUAAAAUAGAUAUAACGUGGUUUCCAUUUGAUGAUCAAAGAUGUGAAAUGAAGUUUGGUAGUUGGACAUAUGAUGGUUUCCAGUUGGACUUGCAGUUGCAAGACGAAACUGGUGGCGAUGUCAGUAGUUUCGUGACGAACGGGGAAUGGGACCUGCUGGGUGUCCCCGGGAAGCGUAACGAAAUCUACUACAACUGCUGUCCGGAGCCUUACAUCGAUAUCACAUUCGCCAUCAUCAUCCGGCGGCGGACGUUGUACUAUUUUUUCAAUUUGAUCGUCCCGUGCGUGCUGAUUGCGUCGAUGGCACUGCUCGGUUUCACACUACCGCCGGAUUCCGGAGAGAAGUUAUCAUUAGGUGUAACAAUUUUAUUAUCGUUGACUGUAUUUUUAAACAUGGUAGCUGAAACAAUGCCAGCCACGUCGGACGCUGUUCCACUUUUAGGCACAUAUUUUAACUGCAUCAUGUUUAUGGUUGCCUCAUCCGUUGUGUCAACAAUUUUAAUUUUAAAUUAUCAUCAUAGAAACGCAGACACACACGAAAUGUCUGAUUGGGUUAGAAUCAUCUUUUUAUAUUGGCUGCCAUGUAUUUUAAGAAUGAGUCGACCGGGUCGAAACUUGUCGAUGGAAUAUCCGCCAACGCCAACCUCGGACAGUUCUGAUCGGAAAACGCACAUACAGGACGUCGAACUGAAAGAAAGGUAA
Malaya genurostris is the source of this 4207-nucleotide messenger RNA. Its product is annotated as neuronal acetylcholine receptor subunit alpha-7-like. Gene Ontology annotation, molecular function: transmembrane signaling receptor activity; acetylcholine-gated monoatomic cation-selective channel activity. NCBI's taxonomy places the organism in Eukaryota, Metazoa, Arthropoda, Insecta, Diptera, Culicidae. Bases 2960 to 4207 code for a protein of 415 amino acids. Gene Ontology annotation, cellular component: postsynaptic membrane; neuron projection; synapse. The transcript has 11 exons. The record is from RefSeq and is a predicted model, not a curated record. Gene Ontology annotation, biological process: chemical synaptic transmission; nervous system process; regulation of membrane potential.